UCGAAUCAUUUUCGUUCUAUGUAACCAAUUUUGAUUCCUGGAUAUUUUCUAGAAGAAUUGAAUCACAUUGAGGAGAACAGACGAAAGUUUAGCUCAAACGAAAGGAGAGCAGCAGACUUGGAAUCCUCCGUUAGUUUGUAACUUUCUGCACGGUUUGUCGAGAUGUCUUUGGGGACAAUGCGUCAGCUGGGUACUCAGGGGCACGGUACGUUGCUGCGGUCAGUUAUGGCUGCUCAUCGCCAGCCCACCAUGGCGACCCCUGCCAGUCUCGUACAGUACCGUUUGGCGUCGGGAAGGUCCCGUCUUCCUGUCAACACGAUUAUCAACUUUGUUCCCCAUCGGUAUGAGUACAUUGUUGAACGGUUUGGCAAGUUUCACAAGAAAUGUGAUUCGGGUAUCAACGUUCUCCUGCCAUUCUUCGACCACAUCUCCUACGUGCAGAGUAUGAAGGAAAUUGCUGUAGAGAUACCGUCUCAGACUGCCAUCACAACAGACAAUGUGACCAUACACAUUGAUGGUGUUCUGUACUACAAGGUGGUGGACUCGGUUAAAGCAUCGUACGGUGUGGAAGAUGCCAAGUUUGCCAUAUCGCAGCUUGCUCAGACGACGAUGAGAUCUGAGUUGGGUCGCAUGAAUCUUGACACCAUCUUCCAGGAGCGCUCUCAGCUCAAUACUGCUAUUGUUGAGGCCAUCAAUCAUGCUUCCAACGACUGGGGCAUACAAUGCAUGCGUUACGAAAUCCGUGAUAUUUCACUACCCACCAAAGUCAAGGAAGCGAUGCAGGUCCAGGUGGAAGCUGAACGCAUGAAGCGUGCACGCGUGCUCGAGUCUGAAGGUAUUCGUCAAAGUAAGAUCAACGUGUCAGAAGGAGAGAAGCAGUCUCGUAUCCUGCAGUCCGAAGGUCAAAAGCUGCAAGACAUCAAUCUGGCUGAGGGUCAAGCGAAAGCUAUGGAGCGAAUGGCCGUAGCUAGAGCCAGUGCUCUGGAGAGUGUAGCCGAGGCAAUUGUAAAGAAGGCGGGUGACCGCGCUGCCUCUCUCAGCGUAGCAGAGCAGUAUGUGUCUGCGUUCAAGGAGCUGGCCAAGACUAACAACACUCUGAUGCUGCCCAGCAAUACCGGUGACGUUGCCUCCAUGGUUUCUCAGGCCAUGGCUAUUUACGGCCAGAUGGGCAAGACACCAAAUGCUGCUGGACCUUCCACUCCAUCGUCAUCAACGUCCUCACCCCCGGACACUACCAGCAGCGGCAGCAGUGACAGCGACAGCAGCAAUAACACAUCAAGUCAAAAGCCCAGAGACGAAUCUGGACUGAGCGCAACCUCGUCAGCUUUGCCUGCUGUAAGCCGACACCUACCUAGAUCCAGCAUUGGCGAUCCUAAAUCUUUUCACUUCCAAUCCGACCACUACAGACAACAGGAUGGAGCCAAGCAAAGCCGGCAACAGGAGCAGUAAGCGUUAUCGGCCGUCCCAGAUGUACAGUCCUGCUCAAUGAAAUCCAGUCGCGUCACUCAAGUUUGCGUCGUGCACCAUUUCGCAUCCCAGCGUUGGCAGGUCUAGGUCCGCGCAACGCCGGUGCGUACUUGAGCGGCGGCGCGACUGGAUUUCAUUGAGCGGCGGUACUGUAGGUUUCUCACUGUAUCACUGUAUCCAGGUAAAGUGACAUUUGUUGACGAGUGUUUAUCCCCGUCAGAUCCUUUGAAGCGGAAUUGGUUCAUUCGCGAUCCUGUCGUAUCUGCAAUUCUGCACACAUCGGUUAUAUUUUUCUCGGCUUUUUCGCGUUCUGUUGCCGCGAACCAAUCUUGAUGUUGCAUUGGUCGUGGGCUGGUUUAUCUCAGUGGCCGGUCACUGCGUAUGUGCCGAGCUUCUCUUCCAGCCCAAAGGCGUUGUGUCAGUGCUUCAUGUUACUAUGUACUCUCGUAACAAAGGACAGGCGUACUGUAUUCCUGUGUGUAGUGUAUUCCUGAUGCAGGAUUCAAAUUAUUAGCUAAUCCUUGUUCUGUUGAGAACAUGUUGUUUUGUUUACAGCAUGUUACACGUCCUCCGCCUUGUAACAUGUUGUCAACCAAACAGCAGGAUUCAGCGUGUGCACAAAUCUGCUGCUGCUGCUGCUGCUGCUGUGUGUCCAUUCUAGCAUUAUCAUCUUUUGCUUGUUUUCAAUUUCUGGGGAAUAGUCACGGUACGCUGGUACGUACAGUCUAUCCCUGCGUCUUGCGAUUGUUGCGUGAACUUUGCGUUGAUUCGAAGCAGUCAGCAUGUAUUUCCGCUACUAGUAUCUCAUUCGUCAGGCUAUAGAAGUGUGUUCCUCGUAGUUGCAAUGCCAAUGCCGUUCACGAUUGUUGUAUCAGCAACUACAGCAUAUUGUACUGUAGUAUCAAACUAACUUGUUGAUGUACUUCUCACUGACUUCGAAGUAUACUAUACGUGGUAUUAUUGCCGUCACUACAAACUGUUCUUCACUGCAAAUUCGUUUCUGCUUUCCCGCCCUUGCAUUGCGUUUGUAUUCUAUAUUCUGAGCAAGGGAUGCGGCCCUUUUCUGCUUUAGAUUCUAUCGAUGUGCUGCUGACUCCGUGCUCUGGGGCUUCCCCCUUUCUUCAUUGUGUCUUUCUUGUUGCUUUCUUGUACUUCGAAGUAGAUCUACCUGAAGUGCAUUGUGCAUGAUGCAUGGCUGAGUAACAUUGUGCCGCCCCUCAACACUUUGCACACUGCGCGGCAGCAAUAUGCCUUUUCAGCAUGGGCUGAUUUCCUCA
Molecule: messenger RNA, 2744 nt
Organism: Sycon ciliatum
Lineage: Eukaryota; Metazoa; Porifera; Calcarea; Leucosolenida; Sycettidae
Product: stomatin-like protein stl-1
Exons: 12
Coding region: 163-1449 (428 amino acids)
Biological process (GO): mitochondrion organization
Cellular component (GO): membrane; mitochondrion
Source: RefSeq, a predicted model, not a curated record